UAGAUUUAAUUAGGCAUUUGCUCAGACUUUGAGCGAUAUCUUCAGCUCUAUAUGAAAAGUAUACCUAAUACACACCAAGAAAAAACUUUUGCCCCUUUACAGAAGCUUUCUAGAAAAGCUCUCUCUCUCUCUCUCUCUCUCUCGGAAAUUCCGAGUUGGGCCCGAUGUAAAUUUGGUGGUUGAACAAAGCCGAGAUGCGCACUAAACCCACCAAAUAAAUUGUGCAUACAAAUUGUAAGAAUAAAAAUUAUAUUGAACAAGUUUUUCCUCAUCAAAUCAAAGCCAAAAAAUUCCUUAAACAUUAAAAAAAAUACAGAAAAUGUUAUUAAACUUUAUCAGUGCUCAGAAGCGUUCGUUAAAAUCAUAAAAGGAAAAAACAUGUGGAUGGAGAAUGCAAAAAACAUAUUUUAUAAUAUAUAUCUCAUAAAAAGGAUGGUUAGGGUUUCAAGCUAUUGAAAAAAUUCAAACGUCAAUACAAUAAUAAUAGAGGAACUCACGUGAACAAAAAUAAUGUCUUCGUAUAGAAAUCAAAUAAAACAAAUCAUUGUAUUCAUUUUGCAUUUUAAUAGUCGUAUCCAGCAUAUCAGCGCAUCCUCCUUCUUAAAUGCCAAUGACUUGGUCAAUAUGGAUCAACCUUAUUUUGAUGACAUAAGCCCUAGAAAUAUUUCAGCUGUUGUCGACGAAACGGCGAUUUUGAGAUGCCGCGUUAAGAAUAAAGGCAAUCGAACUGUUUCAUGGAUGCGCAAACGGGAUCUUCACAUUUUGACUACGAACAUUUAUACGUAUACCGGUGACCAACGAUUCUCUGUAAUUCAUACGCCAAUCAGCGAAGACUGGGACUUGAAGAUCGAUUACGCCCAAGCCAGGGACAGUGGCAUUUACGAGUGCCAAGUGAACACGGAGCCCAAAAUCAAUUUGGCAAUUACUUUAGAAAUCACAGCUGAAAGUGAUGUGAGAGAAAGAAACUCGGAGAAACUCUAUUAUGACUCAAAAGCGGCACGUGCGAAAAUACUGGGUUCUACAGAGAUACACGUGAAACGAGAUAGUACAAUUGCACUCGCCUGUUCCGUCAAUAUACACGCCUCAUCCGUGCUGUGGUAUCAUGGAUCGGCGAUUGUUGACUUUGAUUCGUUGCGAGGCGGCAUCAGUUUGGAAACGGAAAAAACCGAAGUUGGCACAACGAGCCGAUUAAUGUUGACACGUGCCUCGCUGCGAGACUCCGGAAAUUAUACAUGCGUACCCAAUGCAGCCGUACCGGCCUCUGUGCGUGUUCACGUGCUCACUGGUGAGCAGCCGGCUGCAAUGCAAACGAGCAUUGGAAAUAUUUUAAGUGUAUCGAUUGCAAUCCGAAUUACGUGUUGGAUUAUCAUAUCAGAAGAAGUAUUGUUGUUGUUUAACACUUUAAGCCUAGCCGAAUACAUACUCGUACAUCGAAGUUCAAGAUGACUAACUUAGUUCAUUUAGCCAUAGACCCAAGAUGUUCUUUAAAAGAUAAGAGAAGUAUAUUCCAAUGGAACGAUUGUAAAAGAACAAGUUUACAGAAAGUUUAAUAUACAAUAGAUACCACAUAUUAAGUAUAAUUCCUAUAGUCUUAUGUAAUAAAACUUACAAUAAUAAUAAAUACUUAUAUACGUAUACA
Molecule: messenger RNA, 1639 nt
Organism: Drosophila grimshawi
Lineage: Eukaryota; Metazoa; Arthropoda; Insecta; Diptera; Drosophilidae
Gene: dpr7
Product: zwei Ig domain protein zig-8
Exons: 9
Coding region: 511-1446 (311 amino acids)
Biological process (GO): synapse organization
Cellular component (GO): neuron projection membrane
Source: RefSeq, a predicted model, not a curated record